GAAGCAGACUGAACAAAGAUCUGCGGCAUUAUCUCAACCAGAGGUUUCAGAAGGGGUCUCCGGAUCACGACCUGCAGCAGACCAUUCGAGAUAACCUUUAUCGCCAUGCUGUGCCUUGCACAACCCGCCCUCCAAGAGAAGGAGAAGUGCCUGGUGUGGACUAUAACUUUCUGACUGUGGAGGAGUUUCUGGAGUUGGAGAGAAGUGGGACCCUUCUGGAAGUAGGAACUUAUGAAGGUAACUAUUAUGGAACGCCCAAGCCUCCCAGCCAGCCCCUCAGUGGGAAAGUGACUUCCACCGAUGCUUUGCAAAACCUGCAGUCUGGCUCCAAGCAGUCGACUCCAAAGCGAACCAAGUCUUACAAUGAUAUGCAAAAUGCUGGCAUAGUGCAUACAGAGAAUGAGGAAGAGGAUGAUGUACCUGAAAUGAGCAGUAGCUUCACAGCAGAGUCUGGUGACCAAGAGGAGCACAAGGCGCAUAUCGUGAGAGAGGCAGCCCCACCGUCCGCCGCUGAGAGCCACACCCACGUCCCCACCACGGAACCAUCUCAGAGCCUCCCUCAAUACCUACCUCCUUCUGCCGAGGAUAACCUAGGGCCUCUGCCGGAAAACUGGGAGAUGGCCUACACCGAGAACGGAGAAGUCUAUUUUAUAGACCAUAAUACAAAAACAACAUCUUGGCUAGAUCCACGGUGCCUGAACAAACAGCAGAAGCCUCUAGAAGAAUGUGAAGAUGAUGAAGAAGGGGUACACACGGAGGAACUGGACAGUGAACUAGAGUUGCCUGCUGGUUGGGAGAAAAUUGAGGAUCCCGUAUAUGGUGUCUACUAUGUAGACCACAUCAACCGGAAGACACAGUAUGAAAAYCCAGUUCUUGAAGCAAAGAGGAAGAAGCAGCUCGAACAACAGCAGCAGCCUCCAGAAGAAUGGACAGAGGAGUGUCCAUCUCUCCCUCCACCCGCUGCUCCAAACCAUGUUUCAAACAACCAAGAGGCAGCUCGGGAAGCACCAGUGCAAGGAAAACCCUUUUUUACACGAAACCCUUCUGAGUUGAAAGGGAAGUUCAUCCACACCAAGCUAAGGAAAAGCAGCAGGGGGUUUGGUUUCACCGUCGUUGGAGGGGAUGAGCCAGAUGAGUUCCUCCARAUCAAAAGUUUGGUGCUUGACGGCCCUGCAGCGCUGGAUGGCAAAAUGGAAACAGGGGACGUCAUAGUCAGCGUGAACGACACCUGUGUGCUGGGGCACACUCACGCCCAGGUGGUGAAAAUCUUCCAGUCCAUCCCCAUCGGUGCCAGCGUGGACCUCGAACUGUGCCGGGGCUACCCCCUGCCCUUCGACCCCGAYGACCCCAACACGAGCCUGGUCACUUCCGUGGCCAUUUUGGACAAAGAGCCCAUCAUCGUGAACGGGCAGGAGAACUACGACUCCCCGGCGAGCCACAGCAGCAAAACGGGGAAGGUGAACGGCCCCAAGGAGGCGCGGCCCAGCAGCCCCACCGAGGUCUCCUCCAACGGCCCCCACGGCUACCCCAACGACACCGUGUCCUUGGCAUCGUCCAUCGCCACGCAGCCUGAACUCAUAACUGUGCACAUAGUCAAAGGGCCCAUGGGCUUUGGGUUUACUAUAGCAGACAGCCCCGGUGGGGGCGGCCAAAGAGUGAAACAAAUUGUGGACAGCCCACGGUGCCGCGGCCUGAAGGAGGGAGACCUCAUAGUGGAAGUCAACAAGAAGAAUGUGCAGAGCCUCACUCACAACCAGGUGGUGGAUAUGCUGAUUGAAUGUCCUAAGGGAAGCGAAGUCACGUUGCUGGUGCAGCGAGGAGGUAAGGCUUCAAAACUGCUUGAAAACAUCUCUUCUUGGAAUUAA
This is a messenger RNA of Malurus melanocephalus (red-backed fairy wren), 1865 nucleotides long. RefSeq names its product membrane-associated guanylate kinase, WW and PDZ domain-containing protein 1-like. Gene Ontology annotation, cellular component: cytoplasm. The annotation marks the transcript as partial. The record is from RefSeq and is a predicted model, not a curated record. Gene Ontology annotation, molecular function: protein binding. The transcript has 11 exons. Lineage: Eukaryota; Metazoa; Chordata; Aves; Passeriformes; Maluridae. Gene Ontology annotation, biological process: signal transduction.